This is a messenger RNA of Fragaria vesca subsp. vesca, 755 nucleotides long. RefSeq lists its product as uncharacterized. The transcript is spliced from 4 exons. The coding region runs from base 42 to 755 and encodes 237 amino acids. NCBI's taxonomy places the organism in Eukaryota, Viridiplantae, Streptophyta, Magnoliopsida, Rosales, Rosaceae. Gene Ontology annotation, cellular component: nucleus. The record is from RefSeq and is a predicted model, not a curated record. Gene Ontology annotation, biological process: regulation of DNA-templated transcription.
AAAACCACUGUCGUUUCGUUUCCACAGUAACCCAGAUCACGAUGGUGGUCCCCAGAACCAGAGGCGGAUCAGACGACGGCGCCAAGAAUGGAACCGCAGCGGUCUCCGACUACGAGAAAAUCAGAGAGCAGAGGAUCAAAGAGAACCGGGCGAGAAUGCAGAACAUGGGCAUUUUCGACCUUUCGCGCCAGAUCCACUCCUUCAAACCUAACCCUCCCAAACGCCCUCGCCGGACUAAUCCUCCUUCUGAUCAGCCCAAAGCCCAAUUCCCCACACGGCGCUCUUCUAGGUUGCAGAAUGUGGCUCCUGUAAACUAUGAUCAAACCGUAAGGAAGGUCUCACAUGAACCAAAAGCAAGAAGAGUGAGGAGGGACCGUUCUGAAAAUGUGGGAAAUCCCAAUAGGAAGAGAAGGUUCUCUGACUCUGAUUCUGAAACUGAUGACUCAUCAUCAGACUCAGGCUCAGACUUGGAGUUGGACUCUGACUCUGACUCUGAGGUGAAAGUUCGCGUACGAAUUGCGAGUUCUGGGUCUCCACCGAGGCGCUCUUCUAGGUUGAGAGAUGUGGCUCCGGUGAGUUAUGUGGAAACUACUCCCAAAAAGGAGAGGGAGCCCUCAGACUCAGAGAGUGCCGAGGGAGAGUCCUUGGUGGAUGACUGUGGAAAAGAUGAUGGGGUGAAGGAUGAAACUUGUCACCAAUGCAGUAUUCCUGUAAAAGGUUUCCCUGAGCACCAGGGAAAGCAACUUCAAUUCUGA